Messenger RNA from Quercus robur (English oak), 1746 nucleotides. Its product is annotated as beta-glucosidase 12-like. The record is from RefSeq and is a predicted model, not a curated record. The transcript is spliced from 13 exons. Gene Ontology annotation, biological process: carbohydrate metabolic process. NCBI's taxonomy places the organism in Eukaryota, Viridiplantae, Streptophyta, Magnoliopsida, Fagales, Fagaceae. Bases 63 to 1595 code for a protein of 510 amino acids. Gene Ontology annotation, molecular function: beta-glucosidase activity.
GCUCCUCUAUAAAAACCACCAGAUUACACACAAAAAAGAAAAAAGAAAACGCAUAAUCAAUUAUGGCAUCUCAAGGCUAUCCAGCGAUAGGCCUCUUAGUUCUUCUUGGCUUAUUGACUAAUGGCAUUGCUGUUUCACAAAGUCAUGACACUGCUUCACUCAACCGAACCAGUUUUCCCAAAGGUUUUAUUUUUGGGACAGCAACAGCGGCUUAUCAGUAUGAAGGUGCAGCAUUUGAAGAUGGUAAAGGACCAAGUAUAUGGGACACUUACACUCACGAACAUCCAGAAAGGAUAAAGAAUAGAAGCAAUGGAGACGUCGCUGUCGAUCAAUAUCAUCGCUACAAGGGAGAUGUUCGACUUAUGAAAAAGAUUGGCUUAGAUGGAUACAGAUUCUCAAUCUCAUGGUCUCGAGUAUUGCCAAAAGGAAAACUAUCUGGAGGUGUGAAUAGGGCAGGAAUCAAAUACUACAACAAUCUAAUCAACAAGCUCCUAGCCAAUGGCAUACAACCCUUUGUGACUCUCUACCACUGGGAUCUUCCCCAGGCAUUGGAAGAUGAGUAUGGUGGUUUUUUGAGUCCUCAUUUUGUGGAUGAUUUUCGGGAUUAUGCUGAGCUUUGCUUUAAAGAAUUUGGUGAUCGUGUCAAGCAUUGGAUCACACUAAAUGAACCACUGAGCCAAGCCUCUGGUGGUUAUGCUGAUGGGCUUAUCGCACCGGCUCGGUGUUCUAGUUGGCAAAAGUUAAAUUGUACCGCUGGAGAUUCCGGGACAGAGCCGUAUUUGGCGGCACAUCAUGAGAUUCUUGCUCAUGCAUCCGCUGUUGAAGUGUACAGAAAAAAGUAUCAGAAAAUACAAAAAGGCAUUAUGGGUAUAUCCCUAAAUUCAAACUGGUAUGUACCAUUCUCUAACUCAACGCACGACCGUGAAGCUGCGCAAAGAUCCCUUGAUUUCAAGUUAGGAUGGUUUAUGGAUCCCCUAAGCACUGGUGACUAUCCACAUAGUAUGCGAGCUCUUGUUGGUGACCGGUUACCCAAAUUCACGAAAGAACAAUCCGAGCUAGUAAAAGGGUCAUUGGAUUUUCUGGGGCUAAACUACUAUAGUUCUAAAUAUGCUUCCAAUUCACAUCGCCGCAAUCCUGGAAACGCAAGCAGUUACUUGACAGAUUCUCAUGCUGAUACUUCUCCUUUUCGCAAUGGGAUCCCCAUCGGACCAAGGGCUGCUUCAGAUUGGAUCUAUGUCUAUCCAAGAGGACUUCGAGACAUUCUAUUAUACAUAAAGAAAAAGUACCAUAACCCGCUAAUUUUUAUUACCGAGAAUGGAACUAAUGAGUUCAAUAAUGCUUCAUUGCCGCUUAAGGAAGCCCUAGAUGACAGCUAUAGAAUUGAUUAUCACUAUCAACAUUUUCAGUAUCUGCUUAGGUCUAUCAAGGAUGGUGUUAAUGUACAGGGAUAUUUUGCAUGGUCAUUUUUGGACAACUUUGAAUGGGGUGCAGCUUUCACCGUUCGGUUUGGCAUUGUCUAUGUAGACUAUGAACAUGAUUUGAAAAGAUAUCCGAAGUUGUCUGCACGUUGGUUUAAAAAAUUCCUCAAGAAAUAAGACGACAAAUUUAUGACUAUGCUCAUGUUGAACUAUAUGGUAGCAAUAUGCCAUCUCAAAAGAUAGACUUGAAGAUCAUUUCUUCUCUAUUCUAAAUACUGUAUGCAAUUAAUAUGUCUUCAAUAAAUUAAAUAAAAUUAAAUUAACGCCA